Messenger RNA from Penicillium nucicola, 774 nucleotides. RefSeq names its product fatty acid desaturase. Bases 1 to 774 code for a protein of 257 amino acids. Gene Ontology annotation, molecular function: oxidoreductase activity. The transcript has 2 exons. Lineage: Eukaryota; Fungi; Ascomycota; Eurotiomycetes; Eurotiales; Aspergillaceae. The record is from RefSeq and is a predicted model, not a curated record. Gene Ontology annotation, biological process: lipid metabolic process.
AUGGAAAAGGAUACUGCGUUUGUUCCAUUCACCGAGGGCGAGUAUGCAGCGAAACGUGGGGUUUCCAUCGAAAGGGUUAGAGAGCUCACUGAGGAUGCGCCACUGGUAAAUCUCGUGUAUCUAGUCGGCCAUCAGCUGUUUGGAUGGCCGAUGUGUCUUUUCUUUGCCGUGAGUACAGGAAACAACAGCACUCCCGGAGACCGCAAAAAUGGCCACUUUACUGCUAGCCAUUUCGACCCCUAUAGCGCGCUGUUUACGUCGGCGCAACGGAUAUCAGUCGCCUGGUCGGAUCUCGGGGUUGGUCUUGUGGGAUGGGCGUUGCUCCGCAUGAGUUCAGAAAUUGGGCUUGGAAAUACUAUCUUGCUCUAUUUUAUACCCUAUCUUUGGGUAAAUAGUUGGAUUGUCGCCAUCACAUACUUGCACCACACGCAUCCAUCAAUUCCACACUACGCAGGACAAAACUGGACGUUCCUGAAAGGAGCUCUCGGCACCGUCGAUCGCAGUUUUGGUUUUAUUGGGAGACAUUUUUUCCAUGAAAUCAUCGAUUAUCAUGUUAUCCACCAUAUGUUUCCCAAAAUCCCAUUUUACAAAGCGGAGGAAGCGACCAUCGCAAUACGACCACUGCUGGGCCCCAGUUAUCAGGAAAACAAAAAGGAAAGCUUCGUACUUUCUCUUUUCAAAACAUUCCAAAAGUGCAAGUACGUGUCUGAUGGUGCCGUCUCUCCCGAUGAGAAAGGUUCGGGCGUUUUUUACUGGCACAAGCACAAGAUGUGA